AUGAUUCAGUUGCAAGCAUACGCGGACGAAAUCAACAUUAUCCAAGACAACAAGAGUUUGCCCAUUGACAAACAUCAGCCAGUCGACAAAUCAAGUGUACUGUAUAAACUAACACCGAUAUUGGAUGAUCAAGGAGUACUGCGAGUCGAUGGUCGCAUAGGGGCCCUUCAGGUAGCCUCGGUGGAUCAAAAGUGUCCCAUCAUACUACCAAGGCAGCAUUACAUGACAUUCUUGUUAAUAGACAGCUAUCACCGGAAGUAUUUACAUGCCAACUCUGAAACGAUAGUCAACGAAGUUCGGCAACGCUUCUACGUACCACGGCUCCGAGUAUUGGUAAAAAGCGUGGCGAACCGAUGUCAGUGGUGUAAAAUAAAGAAAGCUCGACCCUCCGUUCCUCGAAUGGCACCGUUACCUGUAGCGCGACUGUCCCCGUUCAUUCGCCCAUUUAGCUAUGUUGGCUUGGACUACUUUGGUCCGAUAAUCGUAAAAGUGGGCCGCGCCAACGCCAAAAGGUGGAUUGCACUUUUCACGUGCCUUACAGUACGUGCUGUACACGUGGAGGUGGCCUUCGACUUAUCUACAAGGAGCUGUAUAUGUUGUAUUCGACGUUUCAUUGGUAGGCGAGGUGCACCGAUCGAAAUUUACUCCGAUAAUGGGAGAAACUUCACGGGAGCGGAGCACAUCUUGAAGGAGCAAGUUAAGCGUAUUCACGAAGACACAGCAGGCAUUUUUACAAACGCUAACACGAAGUGGUUUUUCAUUCCGCCGCUCACUCCCCACAUGGGCGGUUCUUGGGAGCGCUUGGUGCGGUCCAUCAAAAUAGCAAUGAACAGUCUCCCGCAAGAGCGCAGGUUCGACGAUGAAGCCUUGUACACCGUAGCCGUAGAUGCCGAAGCUAUUGUAAACACACGACCGUUAACUUAUCUACCUCUGGAUGCGGCCGAGAAGGAAGCGCUUACGCCAAAUCAUUUCUUACUCGGUUCUUCUAGUGGCGUAAAGCAACCAGCAGUAAAAAUGAUCGAUUCAGUUAAAGCCAUUAGUGGCUCGUGGCAUAUGAUCCAGCAUACUUUGGAUCUUUUCUGGAAACGCUGGAUCAGAGAGUAUCUGCCUACUCUGACAAAACGAACCAAGUGGUUCGGAGAGACGAAAGUGGUGCAGCCCGGAGAUUUGGUUCUGAUCAUCGACGAGUCUAGGCGAAAUGGAUGGCUUAGGGGAAAAGUUUUGAUGGUGGUUCCAGGAAAAGACGGCAGAGUAAGACACGCAGUAGUUCAGACGUCUGGUGGAGUAUUCCGGCGGCCCGUAUCUAGGUUGUCAGUAUUGGAGGUAGACCAGCAAGGUAAAGCUGAGGCUGAUACCCAUCUUUACGAGGCGGGGGAUGUUACUACUGGCAACGCUUCUGUGACCCAAUGA
Molecule: messenger RNA, 1410 nt
Organism: Sabethes cyaneus
Lineage: Eukaryota; Metazoa; Arthropoda; Insecta; Diptera; Culicidae
Exons: 1
Coding region: 1-1410 (469 amino acids)
Biological process (GO): DNA integration
Molecular function (GO): nucleic acid binding
Source: RefSeq, a predicted model, not a curated record